Molecule: messenger RNA, 1121 nt
Organism: Racocetra persica
Lineage: Eukaryota; Fungi; Glomeromycota; Glomeromycetes; Diversisporales; Gigasporaceae
Source: the annotation of a GenBank genome assembly
GACUGAUAAAGGACAAUUAAGUGUGGAAGUAAAAGAGUUUGUUUUAUUAAGUAGGUGUUUGAGACCCAUUCCCAGUUCUUACUACGGAUUUAGCGAUACCGAGGAAAGAUUUCGCAAUCGGCCUUUAGAUUUUAUUAUUAAUAAACAAAAAAAGGAAAUCUUUUUCACUCGCCACCAAUUAAUCAAGAACAUUCGCCAGUUUUUAGAGGAAAAAAAAUUUAUUGAAAUUGAGACUCCCAUUCUGGUUUCGGAGGCUUCCGGAGCGCAGGCUAAGCCUUUCAUUACUCACCACAACAAGUUACACCGAGAUUUUUAUUUGCGAAUUGCCACUGAAAUACCCCUCAAAAAACUGUUGGUGGGUGGCUUUGAAAAAAUUUAUGAAAUCGGUCGAAUUUUCCGCAAUGAGGGCAUAGAUGCUCGGCAUAAUCCUGAAUUUACUACUGUUGAGGUUUAUCAAGCCUAUGAAAAUGCGGAAUAUAUGAUGAAUUUGACAGAAGAAUUAUUUCAUUAUUUAGCCGAAAAAGUUUUUCGCCAACAAACGGAAUUUACCUUUAAUUCUUACAAUAUUUCUCUUAAAAAACCUUUUCGCAGACUGUCAAUGAUCGAAGCGAUUAGAGAACACACAAACAUAGAUUUUGCCAAAAUAAAUGGUUUAGAAGAAGCCUAUAAACUGGCCCAAAAAUAUAAUUUAAAAUUAGAAAAAUUUCAAAAAACCACUGGACAUGUUAUCUUGGCCUUUUUUGAGGAGUAUGUAGAACAAAAGUUAAUUCAACCCACUUUUAUUUAUGAUUAUCCAGUAGAAGUUUCGCCCUUGGCUAAAAGCAAGCCGGAAAAUGAAAAAGUUGCUGACCGAUUUGAACUUUAUCUUGGCGGAUUAGAAUUUGCUAAUGGCUAUAGCGAGUUAAAUGACCCCGCAGAGCAAAAAAAAAGAUUUGAAGAACAAACCAAACAAAAAGAAUUAGGGAAUGAAGAAAUUGCCAGUUUUGAUAAGGAAUUUUUGGAAGCCUUAGAGUAUGGUAUGCCCCCAGCCGGAGGGUUGGGGAUUGGGAUAGACAGGUUGAUAAUGUUGUUUGCGGAGCAAAAUAGUAUUAAGGAAGUGAUUGCAUUCCCGCAGUUGAAAA